AUGGCACCCUUCGAGGGGCUCGAGAGAUGGGUGAAGAAAUUACAACUCGCAUUGGACAUGGCGGAGGUGGCCGAAUUCUUAGGGCUCCACGAUCUAAAUAUCUACCACAGAAACGGACAGCCUCAUAUCAAACUCAUCACCCCUGACGGCAAGGUACUGAUUGGCCCGGAAGGGCUGUCGAAGAAUAGUAACCUAUUCUCAACCCCAAGCGAACUUGCCUAUACGUUCUACUACCGGUCAAGUUACGGAUUCAGACUACGUAGGGCGUUGGAUGUCAUUCCCAUACUGCAAUCAUCACCCCAAAAUCCUUUCACAUCUCGGUAUGCAUUGGAAGUACUGGAUCUUUGGUCGCGAUAUUUCGAGCCAAAUGCCCUCUCCUGGGAGUCUCACUGGGCAUGGCUGUGCCCAGAAGGCCUGAAAUGCGGUGACAUUGGCUACUUUUUCCUCGAUGAUAGAGACCCACAUCGACAGGAAGUUAUAUUUCAAGCGCUCGGAACAACGAACAGAUCAGAAUGGCGCUUUGACCCCGAAGUCCAGGAAGAGAGAAGGCGCUCCUUCCAGAGGGAGCGUUAUGAAUCAUUGGCCAGCUCAUCUACAUCACAAGACAUGUGCAUUUUUCUCUCGAAUAUUCCGUCUAUUUCCUCAAGAUAUGGAGUAGAGAUGGAUAAACUCAUCUUGAGUGCGACGUCGCUUUUGUCUCUGAAACCUAUCGCCAUACUACAACCGCUACAGUUGAUCCAUCCUAUGGUGAAUUACCUUCCGAGUGUCGAAGACUACGAAUUCAGGUUGAAGAAAGAAGGACAACCGACUCCUUGGGGCUACUGGUCAUUUGACCCUCGCCCACUAAUGACGCCAGAAAACUCCUCGUACUCUCCGGAGAAUAUCCAAAAUCAUCCAGGGAUCAUCGCUCAGGCUUCGCUGGAGGGAGUCCAUGUUCAGGAUAGUAUUGAACUUGUUUCUUUGCGAUUUCUUCAAUUGACGCCAGAUGAAGUUGAACUUGUCAAACUAUUGCAUCACCAUAUGCAGACCGAAGAACAUGGAGUAGACGAGACCUUACCACAAUAUUUAACAUUACCGCGGAAUGCUGGUCCAGAUUGGGGACCGCGGGCCAGGAUUACCGAGAUCGAAGAGGCAUGA
This is a messenger RNA of Heterobasidion irregulare TC 32-1, 1137 nucleotides long. RefSeq lists its product as uncharacterized. Bases 1 to 1137 code for a protein of 378 amino acids. The record is from RefSeq and is a predicted model, not a curated record. NCBI's taxonomy places the organism in Eukaryota, Fungi, Basidiomycota, Agaricomycetes, Russulales, Bondarzewiaceae. The transcript has 9 exons.